Penicillium salamii is the source of this 1584-nucleotide messenger RNA. The record is from the annotation of a GenBank genome assembly. Lineage: Eukaryota; Fungi; Ascomycota; Eurotiomycetes; Eurotiales; Aspergillaceae.
AUGAGGUCUUUCACAUUAAUUGCUCAGGCAUCGCUGAUUUCAGUUGCCUUGGCUGCCCCUGCGCCAACGGUAUUUGCCAAUGAAGCACCUGCCGCGCCCGUCAUUACCGCUUCUCCGGUGGAGAAUUAUCCCUCUCCAGUCGUUGCUCGAAACAUCCUCAGCGAUGUAGAAUCUAAUGCCGACAGCGUGCUUUCAGGACUUGGAUCGAACCUCCCUUCUUGGGUCGCGUCUGGAGUGCCCAACUUCUUCCAGGGUUUCCCGACGGGAGAUGCCGUCGCAAGCUCCCUAGGACUUGACAAGAGCGAUCUGGCAGCACUGCCAACUAACGUUCUGAACAUUGAUCCCUAUGCCAACUGGACCAAUUCAGGCUGGAACGUGCGUUUCCACGGAAAUGUCUACAAGCAGCCCAACACCUCUGUCUCAACCUUGAACAAGCUUGCCAACGUCUUCCUUGUCAACACCAGCAUCUCAGACCUUCCCAAGUCUCAGGCUGACCAGGCUCGUAAUCUCACUGCUGAGAUCUUCAUUGUGCAACAGCCAGAAGUGGCUGUGAACACUAUUCACCUGGAACCUGCAGCGGGCCAGGGCUCCAGCGGACAGCCAGGCGGAGGUGGUUCGUCCAAUACCACUGGUGGCACGCAAGACCUCACUUUGCCGUACAACACCACUGUUGAGGGUGACUUCGACACCUUCCUGCCAAUUAAGAGCAAGGGACUUACCGCAGGAAAUGAAACCUCGGCCAUCCAGAGACUGGACGUCCACGUCAAGAACGCAACUAUCGGCAACAGCACUGCUUACCUUGUUCCCCCCAAGGGUGUCACCAUUGUGUCCGACAUCGACGAUAUCCUUCGCGUGACUAAAAUCUACCAGCCGGAGCAAGGCCUGCUCAACUCUUUCGCUCGUCCUUUCACACCCUGGGAGAACAUGCCAGACAUCUACCGCAACUGGUCCACCAGCCUCCCCGACUUGCAUUUCCACUACCUCACCACAACCCCGGAGCAGAUCACCCGAAACUACAUGGAAUUCAUCUACGCCAACUUCCCCGGUGGUUCAUUCGAUACCCGUCCCCUCAACUUCAGCGACGUCUCCGCCACUCUAUCGAUCCGCAAGUUCCUGCUACAGAAGGUCUUCGAGACAUUCCCCGAGCGCAAGUUCAUCUUGGUCGCCGACACCAGUAACAGCGACGUCAUGCGCGAUUACCCCAAGAUGGCCACCGAGUUCCCGGGACAAGUCCAGUGCAUCUGGCUCCGAAACACCAGUGCCACCGACCCAGGCGACAAAUUUCCAUACGACACCUCCGGCUUCAAGUCUCUCAACCAGUCAAACUACAUGUUCUUCAAACAUGCGGAUGAUCUGAGCAACUUGGAUAUUGCCAAGGGAGAGUGCUACAACACAUCCAUUCCCCAAAACUUGACUUUCUCAUACCAGGGACUACCUGGUGGAGUUGGUACUAAGCCAACGUCCGUCAAUGGCUCGGCAAACCACACUGGCGCUGCUAGUGGGAAUUUGAAGGAGUCUGCCGAGACAAAGAGUCUUAUGGCUCUGGUCGCGGCCAUGGCUACGGCCACAUUUAUGUUCAUGUAA